This is a messenger RNA of Pseudo-nitzschia multistriata, 2069 nucleotides long. The record is from the annotation of a GenBank genome assembly. Lineage: Eukaryota; Bacillariophyta; Bacillariophyceae; Bacillariales; Bacillariaceae.
CAGUAGAUCAUCAUAGAUAAGCACAAACAGCAUCAAUGACRAAUUAGCGAAACACAAAGAAAAUGAGUCCAAUAGACAAGCAGCAGGAUCCUCACAUAUCGUCGUCKAUGACGUCGACGACAACCACGCCGUCUUCCAGAGACGAUGCCCGCAAAACCAAUGCAUCACCAAAGGAUACCAAUGCGGGGGCSGGAGACGAAGYCGCAGCGACAAAAAAGAACGAAAGGAGCGCCACAGAAAGUCCGAGUCUUGCUGCCCCCAUUCAGACAAAGAUCAACGAAAAGAUCGGGUGCGUUCUGAACGAAUUCGAGUGCCAGCACAACAACUGUACCGGAAUCCUGUACGUCGGACCCCUYGGCGUGGUGUUUUUGGGAAGUUUCUUGUUCUUGGAGUUUUUCGUGGUCCUCAAGUGGGAAGCGGUGGUCAAGAUCGAGCGCUGGAAGAGCACGGACRGCAACAGCGACAAGGAAAACGAAAACGAAAGCGAAAGCCAGCGCCAGACGGUCAUCCGCAUCGAAACCACCACCUCCCCGGAGCAGGAAAAAGGCGUCUACGAUUUCGAUGGGUUCUCGGACCACCGCAGCGCACUGGAGGCACUCACGAGGCUGCACAGCGACAGCCUCCCGGGCAACCCCCCGGGAUUGAUCACCCCUGGGCGGGCAUCGAUCCGGCCGAGACACAUGGUAAGGGCCCACAGCGAUCCGGCGCGGAUGUCGGCGAUCUUCCGCUUCGGCGAUCCCCCGCUCGCCGCGACGGCCCCGGUCCGGGAGGAAGCCGAAGCCAUGCCCCGGGCGGUCGAAGAGAGCCCGGGGCGCGAUGCACCCGAGCGUCAGGUCAUGCGCCGGCAGUCGUCGGUGUCCGUCCCGGCGGCACCGAAUCUUUGCGGGGGCCUUGCCACCGGCACGAAGGCCGCCGCGAUGCUGGAGGAGGACGAGGGGGAAGCAUCGGGCCGAGACAACGGGCAGCUCCUGCGUGCCGAAUGGGAAGCCGCCCUCGUGGAAGUCCGAGCGCUCCCGCAGGUGGCCGUCCARAACAGGGAGCUGCCGAGGAACGCGUCGCAGAACGGCGAAAGGCAAGAUCUCUUGGAUGCACUUGUGGAAUCCUUUUUCCGGAACGAUGCCACGCACGGCAUGGGCCGGUACAUGACGGACGUUGUAGGGGACACCGACGUGGAGGCCACGGACUGGACGGACGACGACAAACCAGCAAGCGAAAACGAAAGAGCAACUUCGUCYGCGAGGGUCCAAUCCAGGACCAUCCACUACACCCAUCCGGUCAAUGCUCCCAUGGCCCCGCCCACCGCACGGGCCGAAAAGAAACAAACCCUCCGUCACUACGGCAGCGCAAACGGCCUAAUGGUGGAAACCAAAACCAUCGUGAAGGGUGUUCCGAAGACGGACUGUUUCUACGUGAAGGAUGUGCUGUGCAUCGAGRUGGUGCCGGACGACAAGCGCGGGGAUCGUUUGGUGUUCAGCAUUCGGUUUGACAUUGUCUUUGUGAAAUCAACCUUUUUCGAAGGCAUCAUUUCGAACACCACAAAGGGCGAAUUCCAAACCUUUAUGAACGGCCUGGCCGAUUUCCUUUGCGAGCAUUGGUGUUCCGGUGGUACUUCCGAUACCGCCACGGUGGGUGGUGCCGYCCCACGGCCUGCAAGCCCCAAGGAACCAGCGGAAAAUACCACCACCAACGCCGCACCCCUCCUUUCUCUUCCCGGGCCAUCYGCUCCGAAACAGCCUCCCGCGGGGACGAAACCGACCCUCGGCGAUGCCGCUUGGAAGUCGUUCUGCGUGGUUCUUCUGUUGUGGAUCGCCUUCGUCCAGAGCMKGAUGUGGAACGAGGUGCGAACGGUUCGRAAGGAGUGGGACGAAUGGAAACAGAACCACGGCGCUGCUGCCCUCGGCGCAAAGCUGGAUCGCAUCGAGGCCCUGCUCGCAAAMCCCCCACCGGAAAGAGAUGAAACCAAAGACGGAACGAUCCCCGGCGAGGGAGAAUCGAAGCGGUGCCGCUCCGAAGAGCGGGAGGGCACCGCGGGACGCGACUUGUAAAGAACGACUAAUGAUACGGAAAAA